AGAGAAAGACGCCGAAACAAGAAAUAAACGACGACGCUACAUUACACGACUCGAGUCAACUCGACGUGUUUCCAAACCCGUAUCUCUCUACGCACACAAAUUUCUAUAUCCAUACUCUCUCUCUCUCUUCUCUGCUAUAUUAUUCUCUUUCUCUCUCUAAAACCCUCGCUCUCUCUCUCUCAUGAUUACUGAUCGGAGCACAGCCAUUGUCAUUCUCUCUCUACUUUCUCUCACUAAAAGCGCAAGCCUAGGGUUUAUGUUCGUCCAUUUUUGUUUGUUCUGAGUUAUCCUUGUCGUCUUCGUUUCUUGCUUCAAUUCGAACUGUGCAUAGAUGUGAAAUCGCUCUUUGUCUUAUUCGCUAGCACUCUUUCUAUUUGAUUUCUCUCUCUUUUUUAGAGUUGGCUUAGGGUUUGAUGUUGGGCUAGUUUUGUUGGUGCUGUGUGUUUGAAGCUUCGAUGUCGUCGUCUUCGUCGAUCAAGUUCUGCUUCAAUUCGAACUGUAAAGAUGUGUUGGAACGGUCCAGGAAAGGCUGGCGUCGUCGCACCGGCGAGUUCGCUGACCUCUGUGAUCGAUGCGCUUCUGCUUAUGAGGAGGGAAAAUUCUGCGAGACUUUCCACUUGAAUGCAUCUGGUUGGAGGUGUUGUGAAUCUUGCGGGAAGCAAAUACAUUGUGGAUGUAUAGUGUCAUUCCAUAUGUUUGUCCUGUUGGAUGCUGGAGGAAUUGAGUGCAUAACUUGUGCAAGAAAAAGUUUCAUUUUGACACCAAAUCCAGCCUGGCCGCCACCUUCGCUCUUCCUUCCUGUACUGCCUGAAAGGAUAAAAGACUUCUCUACCAAAAAUUGGUGCCAGAUAGCAGGAUCAGGUCCAGUACCAUGGCGACAAGCACCCAGUUUGUUCACUUCUUCAGCUGCUCAGUCUGACUUCCAACCAAGGAUGCCUUUUGAUGUUGACAUACCAAGUGGCAUCGAUAGACUUAUUGGAAGUGAGCGACUAUCUGCCUCUUCUUUGGAAAAGAAGAAAGUAGAGGAUUCAUCUGAAAGAUUAAUGAAUGGUAGCCUGAAGCUUGGUGCAUCUGAAAUACUUGAGAAUGGAAUUAACAGUGGGGAGCAAGCUAGUCCAAGCAUAAAUGUUCCUCAGAAAUCAUCCUUCUUAAAAAUUGACACAUCUACAUCACACUUUGGCUUGGGUGUAUCUUCUUCAUCACUAAAUGAAUCGAAUGAUCAAACAAAGGUUUCUGGUUGUCAUGCACCACGUCCAACCCCUCCACCUCUAAUUGGGAAGCAGUUCUGUGGGCAUAAUGGAGUUGACUCAUCUGGUGAAACUCAGAUACGCAAUGGAAGGCCUCGAAGCGAUGCAAGGUCACGAAAUCAGUUACUUCCUCGGUACUGGCCCAGGAUAACUGAUCAAGAGCUACAGCAAAUCUCUGGAAAUUCAAACUCUGUAAUUACUCCUUUAUUUGAGAAGAUGUUAAGCGCCAGUGAUGCAGGGAGGAUAGGGCGCUUAGUGCUUCCAAAAAAAUGCGCAGAGGCCUACUUUCCACCAAUUUCGCAGCCUGAAGGUUUACCUCUCAAAGUUCAAGAUUUAAAAGGGAAGGAAUGGAUAUUUCAAUUCCGAUUCUGGCCCAAUAAUAACAGCAGAAUGUAUGUUUUAGAGGGGGUCACUCCUUGUAUACAGUCAAUGCAACUGCAAGCUGGUGACACAGUAACAUUUAGUCGGAUAGAGCCAGAGGGGAAGUUGGUCAUGGGAUUCAGAAAGGCCUCAAUUACUCCAUCAUCAAAUCAGGGCAAUGAAACUGCCAAUGCUAGUAAUGGGAUUUCUACAAAUGGAGAUGUUAGUGCGAAAAAAAUUAAAGCUGGUGAAGUCCUUUCAACUCAUCAAUUAAAAGGAAAUUUGGUAUCACCUGGCUUUUCGUCAAUUGACCAGGCUAAUUCAGCUGAUCAAGCAAGUCCAUUGUCUAAAGAUGAUAAAUCUGGGUACAAAGCUAAGGAAGUGCUUGGAGCUAAAUCUUCUUUCCGCAAUAAGAGGAAGAACAGCAUAUUGGGUUCAAAGAGUAAACGACUAAGAAUUGAAAAGGAGGACCUAAUAGAGCUGAAACUGACAUGGGAACAAGCUCAGGGACUGUUACGACCACCGCUGAACAGUGUCCCAAGUGUUGUGGUAAUUGAAGGCUUUGAGGUUGAAGAGUAUGAGCAGGAUGCACCAAUUAUUGGGAGGCCUACAAUUUUUGCAACAGAUCCUAUGGGAGAAAAUAUCCAGUGGGCUCAAUGUGAAGACUGUUUUAAGUGGCGCAAAAUUCCCGCUGAUGCUUUUCUUCCUGCAAGAUGGACCUGUUCCGAAAACUCAUGGGAUCCCGAAAGAUCUUUGUGUUCAGUGGCUCAAGAAUUGACAGCAGAACAACUUGAAGAUCUGAUACCUUCCAGUAAUCGAGCUGCUUCUAAGAAAAUGAAGGUCGCUAAACAGGACCCAGAUUCAGUGGAAGCAUUAGAGGGGCUUGACGCACUUGCCAACCUAGCCAUCCAGGAAGAGGGUGAGGCCCUCCCAGCAUCAUCAUCACAGGCAACAACGAAGCACCCGCGCCAUAGACCCGGCUGUACAUGCAUUGUUUGCAUUCAACCCCCAAGUGGAAAGGGCCCUAAGCACAAGCAAACAUGCACGUGUAAUGUCUGCUUAACGGUGAAGCGCCGUUUCCGGACCCUGAUGAUGCGGCGUGAGCAGAAACAAUCUGAGAAAGAUGCAGAAACUGCCCGUCAAAAGUCGCAACAGCACCCACUUUUACCCGAGACACUGCUCGAUGACAACAAUGGAGGAAGCAUUAGUCCAAAACAGAAAAUCCCAAGCAGUGAGGAUCCGGAUGAUGAUCUGAGCAGGAUGAGACCAUCCCUUCCAACGUUCAAAGGCCAGAUUGACCUGAACAUCCAGCCAGAGAGAGAUGAGGAGCUGUCACCUGGUUCGGAUUCUGGCAGCAUGAUGAGAUUGGUCCAAGAUGCCACGGAGAGGUAUCUAAGGCAGCAGAGACUAACAAACCCUAACAGAAAUUCAUCGGGCAAUCAGCUGCAGCUGGGUGGAAUUGGAAUAGGGGGGAACUUAAGAAACAAUGUUAGUGUUGCCAUUGGUAGUAGCAGUCAUCAGGAAGCUGAAGCCGAAUGUUCUGUACCUUUGAACUCAAAUGCACUGGGAUCCACAUCAGCCGCAGAGAGAUAAAAAAGAGGGGGGAGAUAGCUUUUUGUUGUACAUUAAUCUGCAGUGGCAUCGUGCAUAUGUAGAUCUGUACAUAAAGAAGAGAAGAGAGGUAGGUGCCGAUAAUUUUGCUGCUUAAAUAUGCUUUUAUAUAUUGUGAUCCUCUCUACAUUGAUAGAACUGGGACAAUGGAGUGUGAAAAGCAAGGAAAAGCUGGGAAUUGUGACUUUGAUGAGUGGGUAGUGUGGGUUGAAGCCUAUUUAUUUUGAAUCUGCGUUUUUGGUGCUCACCUUCCUGCCCUAGUGAGGGUAAGUAUUAAAUAUGUAAUUAAGUUAAGCUAUGUAUGCUUUUUAAUUUUUUUUUUUUUUGUUUGGCUGAAAAGAAUUUGCUUGCUGGUAAUUCUGUAACCCCAUGUCUUUCUUUCUUGCAGUUCCUUUCUCUUCA
This is a messenger RNA of Camellia sinensis, 3620 nucleotides long. Its product is annotated as B3 domain-containing protein Os07g0563300. Gene Ontology annotation, molecular function: DNA binding; zinc ion binding. Lineage: Eukaryota; Viridiplantae; Streptophyta; Magnoliopsida; Ericales; Theaceae. The record is from RefSeq and is a predicted model, not a curated record.